Molecule: messenger RNA, 1046 nt
Organism: Aspergillus ruber CBS 135680
Lineage: Eukaryota; Fungi; Ascomycota; Eurotiomycetes; Eurotiales; Aspergillaceae
Exons: 1
Source: RefSeq, a predicted model, not a curated record
CAUGACAGCCCCUUCAGAGACACGCGAACUCCCUCAUUUCAGGUCUCAUGUCACGAAAGCCACCGCUGCUCGAGAGCACUCAUAUAAGCACAAGCACGCGAUUCUCUUGUUUUAUGAGGAGAAUGGUAAGGAUGAUGAAAAUGAGGCUGAAGCCCUCAGUAGCUGUCUGCAAGAGUUUUUUGGCAUCACUGCCACUAUUCUCAAGAUAGCAAGAGACGACAUGACACCCGCUGAGACGUUGCAGCAUACCAUCAACCAGACUAUCGACACGACUGGCCCCUGUGGUGACGACUAUGAACGGUCGUUGAUCAUCAUCGCGUAUAUUGGAGAAGCUGUGGUGGAUGAUGGGCACGUAUUGUUUUCGACGUUCACCUUCCAACAGGCAAUGUUCUGGGAUACUAUUCGAGAGGCUCUUUUCACCGAAAAUGAGAGACUCAGCCACAUCGACGCACUGGGGCUCAUCGAUUGCUGCAAUGUCCCUGAGACUACAGUGCAGACUUCGCGAAAGUGCCAGGUCCUCGCAUACCCGCGUUCAGGUUCAGGAGUUACGCUCACACGGCAGCUUACAGAUGCUGCACGUCUUCUGCAACAGCGGGGAUCAGCAUGGACGACAGUCAACUCUUUGUUUGAGGAAAUGCAGCGUCAUGACUCAAAGCCCUGCAACUAUGCUUCGAAAAUGGCCCUGCAUCAGAUUAGUGGUGAUAAGCCUAUCUCUUUGCGGUUCAAACAACUCUGGUGAUAGAGUUCUAGGAAGAACUUGAUGGUGUGCAAGGAGGCAAGCUUGAGGGUGCUUUUUUUGAAUCACCAUGCCAAACGAGGAUCCGAUGCACAUGCAGCGACUGAAAAAAAUGGGCAGCGGCCGUGCCUGCGAGUGUGCGGUCAGUAUCAUCGACAAGGACGAAAAGGUAUUUUAGGGCUAGAUGCUGUUUAUUGCUAUCGGUUAUGUCUUUUGUACGAACGUGGUCUUGAAUGGCCCGCGAGGUUUUACUUGGAAUGACUAGGUCGACCAAUUACUGACAAGGGUGCUGUUUCUAUACUGGUGCUUG